Molecule: messenger RNA, 4788 nt
Organism: Sclerotinia borealis F-4128
Lineage: Eukaryota; Fungi; Ascomycota; Leotiomycetes; Helotiales; Sclerotiniaceae
Source: the annotation of a GenBank genome assembly
AUGGCCUCAAAUUUUCCACACAUGAGUGGCGCGGGCCAGAUGGUGCCACAGCAACAGCAGCAGCAGCAGCAGCAGCAACAACAACAACAGCAACAACAGCAGCAGCAACAGCUACAGCAACAGCAACAGCAACAGCAACAGCAACAACAUCAGCAGCAGCAACAGCAGCAACAUCUACAGCUACAGCAGCAGCAACAACAACAACAACAACAACAACAACAGCAACAGCAACAGCAGAUGCAGCAGCAAAUGCAAAUGCAACAACAACGACAACAAGGAAUGUCCCAGCAAAUAAAUCAAGCCAUAUUUCAUAAACUCCAAGCGCAAGGAGCGCCCCCGGAAGGCUGGCAGACGUCAUUACAGGCUCAAGAACGUAUGGGAUACAUCUUCAACAUCUUUGCUUCUUUACGACUCGUUUCCCAAAAUGUGCCCCACCCUGGAGGAAUGCCGAAGAUGCUCGAUGCUGCUGUCCAGUAUGAGUUGGAGAGUUUUUUAAAGUCGCCCGAUAAAGCCUCCUAUAAGAAUAAAAUCAACGAGAAGCAACGUGAAUUACACCAGAAUCGAUUACAAACCCAGCAAACCCUUCAACAACAAGUCAACACGCAAGCGCAAGCCCAGCAGCAGAUGAUGAUGAUGAAUCAAAAUGGGUUGCAAGGCCAAAUGCCGAGAAACCUUCUCCGCCAAAUUCCCCAACAAGGCUACCAGCACCUUCAACACCAGAUGCAAGCGUCACCAUUACCCCCUCAGCAAUCACAGGCCAUGCCAAACGGCCCGCCGAACGAUCGCCUUCCGCAGAACAUGCCUCAGAACGCACAAUUGCAACCGAAUGGCAUGCCGCAUCAGAUUCAGCAUGGACCUGGUAGACCUGUGAAUGGGCAGUCACAAUUACAACCAACGGGGAACGAAGCGACGGAAGUCAAUCGAGAAGCAAUGAAAAUGUUGAACGAAGCGUCAGAACACGAAAAGGCUGGUCUACGAAUAAAUAUUCGGAGCAGAAUCCCUCCAGUCCAAAUUCAACAGCACGAAGCAAGUGGGACAGACAUCGCCUUACUAUUUUAUCGACAGCAAGCUAUCUCGAAAUGGCGUAACCGUCAACCUCAAAUGGGGCAAGGACAGGGUUCUGCUCAAGGACAACAGCCCACCCUUCCUCAGCAUCCACAAAAUGCAACUGCGACAGCUCCAAUCAUGCAGCAACAGAGGUCCAUGAAUCCGAGCCCGAUGAAUGGCCAAUCGCAACCCCCGGUAACCAUGGGCGGUGGCCCAGACUUUAACUCCUUCCUGGGUAACAUGGAAAACCUUAUUGGUAAGCAGCAGCAAGCGGGAGUGAUGGCUCAGGAAGCAGGUCAAAUUGUUGUACCCGUCAGUGCGCCAAGGAACAACACUCCUCAGCCUAAUGUUACCAUGCCAGGACAAGCGAUGAACAUGAAUGAACAACGCUCAGCUUCGAAUCCAAUGGCGAGGGCACAGGCCCAACAAGCUCAAAUGUUCAAUGCCCAACAGUCACAGAGAAUGCAGCAACAGCAGCAUCAGCAUCAGCAGCAGCAGCAGCAACAGCAGCAGCAGCAGCAGUCACAGCAAGCUCAAGCUCGCGCAAAUGCUGCCGCCAAGGCACAAAUGGGGCUACAAGGUCAACCUAGCGGAAUGGGUCCCGGUCCGAUGCCUCCACAGCAGAGCCCCGCCAUGAAUACGCUCAACACCCCUUUGAGGACACCAUCUCAGCAAAUGGGCCAUGUCGAAGCCGGAGGAAUCAAUCAUAACCCACAAUUUGGUCAGCCACUUGAUCCACGUUUUCCGCCAGGCAACCAAAGGCAAAUGUUUGCUAGCGCUAUGAACGGCUUUAAUCCCGCAAUGUUACGAGAUAUGGGUUCAGAUCAACGAAGACAGUUCGCGUCUUUGCCACCUGAAAAGAUGAAUGAGUUCGCCAAAAAUUGGCAAGCUCAGCAGCCUAGUCAAAUGCAACAAGGAUCACAGAUGCCGAUGCAAGGAAACAAUAAUCAACUCCGUCCAGGACAACCUGGCCCACAGUCUGCACAAUUUGCACAGCAGCAACAUGCUAUAAGCCAAUGGAUGAUGAGUAACCCUGGACAACGACCUCCUCCCACGUUGUUGGCCGGCUUGACACAGCCACAGCAAAUGGUCCUACAACAACAAAUGGCACAGAUUGCCAUGCAGAUGGAUAACAUGGAAAUCCCUCAAAAUUGUAUCAAUCACCCCAUUAUGGUCAAAGGAAUUCCUCCAGAAGUCAAGAAGUGGGGCCAGUUGAAACAAUGGAUUGGCUCGACUCCCACCAUACCACCGACGUCACUCGACACCGUGAAAAGCUUGCAAAAAAUGCACUUCAUGCAGCUUAAGCAAAGACAGGCCGCACAACAGCAGCUCAACCCAGCGGGCCCACCUAAUCCUGUCGGAGGCCAGAAUCCUAUGCCUAUUGUACCCCCAAGAAUGUCAGCCCCUGUUGCCCCUAUGGUUCAGAAUCCCAUUCAAAUUCCAAAUGGAAUCAAUUUGGGCCCUGGCGUUAUGCGACAAAUCUCGCCCCAGGAAAUUUUGAACGUUCGUAAUCAUCCCACUGGUAAAUUUGCGAACGCCAGUGAUGAAUAUAUUCGCGCGUUCCUAAUGCGAAGUCAACUCAACAAUAUUCAAGCAGCCCAACAACGCCAAGCCCAUAUGGCCAAUAUGGCGCACAUGAAUGGUCAGCAGCUACCUCAAAAUGCGCAACCUGGAUUACCGAACUCAAACCAGAUGACUACUCCUCAGCAACCACCCGGGCAGAUGCAGCCACAAAAGCCAGCAACUUCAGCACCAGAACCGGCAGGUCCAACCAUGCCCGCAAACCGCCCUCGGCCUCCACCAAAUAAUAAGUCAGCAACCGCACAGAGCUCGUCGCCUUCUCAAGCACCUAAGAAUAACUUAAAACGGGCUAGUAGCGAUGAUGUCGUGGAGGUUCCCAAUCCCAAUGGACAACAGCGCCCACCGCUCGUAUCACAACAGAGAGUUCCAUCCCGGCUCACACCAGACCAGAUAGCGAAACUUGAUCCAGAGAAAAGAAAAAGCUAUGAGGCCAUGCUACGUCAAACGUUGAGCGCGAGACAGCAGGCCAGCGUAAGCAGCCCCGAGAUGGAUAUGUGUAAUAAGAAGAUCAAAGAAUUCGCGGCUGAAGAAGACAAAGCUGCCACGGAGAAUCCUCUCCCUGACAUACCCAUGGAUGCGGAAACGAAGAAAACCAUGGUGCAGCUUUUGACAGAUAUUGUAGGCCACAUGACAAAUGUAACACGAGCUGUAUUCAAGUGGUAUCAGAUGACUCGUGACGAUACACGAGUUAAACUCUUUCUCCGCGCACGACUUCGCUUGACCAAGCAAUUUAAAGAUCCCAAGGAGCUGAAGGAGCUCAAAGAUACUUUCUCAAUGAGGCCCGCUGACGUAGAGCAAGCUAGAGUUCUGUUCACUGGGAUGGUCAUGGAUGUUAAGGGUAAAUAUCCCACGGUAAAAAAACCCGGUGGAGCGUCAGAUGCCCAAGGUGCAUCAGCCAACCCAUCUGCUGUAUCAAAUGGUCAAUCAUCGGAAGCAGUGCCUCUUAAUGCUGCCAAUUUACAGCAACAGCAGCAGCAGCUCAACAACAUGCACCAAAAAUCAAACAGCCGCAGCUCUCACCCGCCAGCAGCCCCUACGUCAUCCCAGCCACCGUUUUCAUUUGGAACUUCAUCCCCUCAUGGCCAGCCUAGAUACAACGGAAAGCCGCCUGCUGUCACGCAAGAGGAUCUUCGCAUUCCUGCACGCAAGAAGCAGAAGCCAAAUGGAACACCAAUUCAAGGACAUGGCACUCCGGGUUCCACCUCCUCGCCCCAAGUCACCAAAGUUCCCUCACCCGAAGUCAAGCGUCAGCAAAUUCCCGAGCUGAAGAUUGUGCCCAAACCAACUUGGCCAUGUAAUGAUGAGAUAUGCGAAAGUCAAAAUAUUGGUUUCGAAAGUGAAGAGGGUCUCGCCCGUCACACUCAUGCGGAGCAUAUGGCACCACUGCAAAAUCCACAGAAGUUUGCCGAGAAUUAUCUCCGUCCAGUGCUAGGUCUGGAUUCUCAAGAUCAAUCAAUUAAAUCAGUCAUAAUGACUGCGGAUGCAACUACACCAUCUAUGGGUACUAAAAUGGUUGCUACUGGCUCCAAUCAAGGCCAAACACCGAAGGUUGAGACUAUUACUCCCUUCGCUUCAGCUGCUACACCUAUGAAUCGUCAAAGUUCAACAAAUAGACAGUUUAGCACGUUACAGGGCAAAGCUAAAACUCAGUCUAACUCUGUCACGGAUACACCCAAGUCUCAGAAGGACAUCAGUAAGCAAGACUCAAAUCAACUAGCUCAAGAAGUCAUUUCAUAUGCUUGGACGAACGCUACUGUCGAUCCUAACGAACUCAUCCGAGCUUUCCAACCAUACGAAGGUGGUGCUGGUGGGGCUAUCUCUGAUGUCAAUGUCUACCGGUCUAUUACACCCAAUGACACACCAGAGUCGAGUAAGGAUGGCGUGUCAGAGCCCCCUAGUGACAUCUCUGAAGGGGUGAAUUUGGACAUUGCCUUGGACCUAUUUGAUGAUUCGUGGGUUCCUUUUGGACCAAGCGAUAUCGAAGCCCUUGGGGACCAUAACACACGCAAUUACAACGCAAAUCCCGGAGAUGACUUGACCAUGUUUGAUGAUUUAGGGUUUACCAACCCUUCACAGACAUGGGAUGAUCUAGACGUCCAAACCAAUUUUGAUCAACCGUUCCAGUUCACCGUAGAUGAUCACUAUUCUAUGGAUAUCUAG